This is a messenger RNA of Olea europaea var. sylvestris, 1146 nucleotides long. RefSeq names its product coiled-coil domain-containing protein 115. The transcript has 6 exons. Bases 279 to 803 code for a protein of 174 amino acids. Gene Ontology annotation, biological process: vacuolar proton-transporting V-type ATPase complex assembly. The record is from RefSeq and is a predicted model, not a curated record. Gene Ontology annotation, cellular component: extrinsic component of endoplasmic reticulum membrane. Lineage: Eukaryota; Viridiplantae; Streptophyta; Magnoliopsida; Lamiales; Oleaceae.
ACGGCGCCUAUGUGUGAACUGGGUGGUUGGAGUGGCUGAUUUGUGGCGUGAGGCCGGUUGUGUGGUGCCUACCGGACCGUUGGUCGCCGGCGCCGAUAGUGUGGGGGUGUGGUGGCUGGGUUAUUUUGGAUUGUGAGGGGAGCUCCAUUUCUUGUUGUUUCAGAGGCAGAGGAAAUCAAUCAGCAAAAUGCAAGAGUUGAUUGAGUUGUUGCGAGUUUUCAGGUCAGAAGAUUGUUAACAAAUGCUGUCACCGCCUACUCUAAGAAUGAUUAGUUGAAAUGUGUAACGCUGGAUGGUUGGAGUUAGCUAGUGCACGGCAUUCAAUGGGUGCUUCACGUAUCAACAGUACCUUGUUAGACCUCAAAUUUCACCGUGCUUCAACAACGUUGCAAGUUAAUGAGCAAUCUGCUGGGCCUGAUAGAGAGUUACCACAUUUCACUUUACGCAAAUGGGCAUCCUCCAAUAAUCCUGAAAAGAACUUUGAAGAAGCCAAGUUUGGGGAGGAUGAGUUGUUAAAGAUCAAGUCUAAUAGUCUUCGACGUAGGGAUACAUCUCAGAGUUCUGAAAUUCAGGCAAGAAGUCCAGAAAGUGUUGGAACUCCUGUUUCUGUUGAUGAUCUAGCUCAAAGAGAACGUUCUAAAUCGUUGUCCAUGUUUGGAACUUUGGUAUCUCCUAAGCUUCGAGCUUCCCAAGUCUCAUUUGAGACAGCGCUCGAAAUGCUGGUAGAGAUAUCAAAUAUGAGAGCUUCACUGCUCAGUGCCUAUGAUCAAGUGAAGAAAGACAUGGAGACCGCCACCAAAUAAUCAAUGGACGGGUUUCUAAGUCUACAUCCCCAAUUAUUACAUUAUGGAUCACGUUUCUCCUUUUCAAGUAGUUCGAACAAAUUGAUUGCUGCCAUAUAACUGAAUGGGAGGGGGACAGAGUUCUAAUUUUCUGUUAUCAUCGAAUCUGUUAUCUGUUUUCUGAUAGUUGUGUAACAAGUCAUUAACCUUAGGACAGUGGAAAAGAAAAUAUUUUCAUAGUUCAAUUCUGGUGCAUUUUUGCAGUCCUUUAAUUAAACUAGCACAAGGCUGCCAAGUACAGAAAGAAAGAGAGAGAGUAAACCCUAUUUUAUGAUUCUUAAUUUAUCUUGUGGUUCUUUUUCUA